This is a messenger RNA of Paraphaeosphaeria sporulosa, 5143 nucleotides long. RefSeq lists its product as uncharacterized. Gene Ontology annotation, cellular component: microtubule organizing center. The record is from RefSeq and is a predicted model, not a curated record. The coding region runs from base 135 to 4760 and encodes 1541 amino acids. Lineage: Eukaryota; Fungi; Ascomycota; Dothideomycetes; Pleosporales; Didymosphaeriaceae. The transcript has 2 exons.
CGGCAGGCAGGGAAACCGCAGCGCAACGCAGCUUCCCAGGUCCAGUACGCCUCCAACCAUGCUAAUGGUCACGUCCCUGCGAUACCAACACACACGCGACGACACUCGACCGAAGGCGCCCCCCGCCGCCCACCAUGGCGUCCGCGCACGACGAUGCGACUCCGUCAACGGCUGAUGCGCCGCGAACACAAUCGCUAGAAACAAAACCCUCUUUAUUUCAGCUGCAGUACGCCCUUGAGAAGCAUGAGAGCACCAUGCACGACAUAUCAGAGGCUGAAGAUGUCCGCUCCUUCGAAACUCCCGACGCCGACCUGCCUCCACUGCCUGCCGACGACGAAGACAGCUUCCUCCAUGCCGACAACGUGGCCGACACCCAGCUGCACGACAACGACAGUGCGCUUAUGCACAGCGAGAUGGAGCGUCAUCUCAUGCACAUGGAGUCCAGCUUUCUGAUUGACCCCGAGGCAUCGGUCACCACAGACGCUCCUCCGCCGGCAGCAGCAGACGACACUUACCUGUUCGGUGGCUCCCCAGGGCACUCGCGACCAACGUCCAAAGCAGGCGAAGAAGAAAACCGGGCCGAACCACCGACUCCUUUCCACGACUCCCACGAGGGCGACUCUUCUGUCCUGUCGAACGAACCGCCAACGCCGGCGGGCGCCUACAAGACACCUGCAGUACGCCGAUUGGAUAUAAAUGACGAAUCGAUGGACUCUGGCGUUUCCACGUCCGAAGUCAUGCCCUCCUCACCCUCGGCCGACGCUGCAAAGCGCCGCAUUAAAUCAUCGGAAACGAUCGAUCAGGGACAAUCAGUGGACGAAGACAGGGACGAGUUAGCUGCGGCUGAAGAUGGCGACGAGCAAUCCGAGCAAGACAUCUCAAUCCUACCCGAACUGCCAGAUCUGCGAUCACUUAGAGACUACGACGAUUCCCGCCGACCGACUUCGAGUGCCUCUACCGUGAAGGCUCCACCAGAUUUUACCGCGACUGACGGUGGGGAUGGAGAGUCUUCUUUCGGAGACCGCCAUGAACUCAGCACCGAGAACAUGCGGUUGUCCGCGUCGCAAGCCCCGACAACCGCUCUGAAAGUCGGGAAGAGGCCGAGUUUCUUGUCAAAUCGUACAUCCAGCCAGCGAUCAUCACUCUCUUCAAUGACCAACCUCUCCAACAUGUCCGGAGACAACGGAAGCACUGUCAGCCUUGGAGCAGACUACGCUCUACAGUCAGGCGGUUCGGCGCCGCGCUCUUCGGCUCCACGCAACAUUGAACUCUCAAGAUUACCAAGUCUGGGGAGCAUAGCGUCUUCAAUGUCUGGGUACAGUGAUACUAAUCCCUGGGAUAGGAUGCGCAGCAUCAGUUCAAAUUCCUUAUCAGCACUUCUGCAUCAGGACCCCAAUCUAGAACCAUUAGAAGAAGAAGCGCCCGGCACCACUACCCCUCCAGAGACACCGCGUGCUCCGAAUGUGAAGAUCAUACCUCCAACUGACACUGUCAUUGCCAGGCAUGUUCAAGACAUCCAGGUCCCAGAUACUGUUGCACGCGAGUUCCGGCAAAAACACGGCGAUUCGCCAAAGAAGCGACACACGGCGACGCCAUUCACCCGAAACAAGCACAAUUUGACGCUCAAGGAACAGAAUAGUAAGAUUGACAAGUUGAGCAAAGAGAAUUUUGACCUCAAGCUCAAGAUCCACUUUCUUGAUCAGGCGCUCCAGAACAGAUCGGAUGAGAAUGUGCAGGAAACGAUCAAUAAAAAUGUACAGCUGCAAACCGAUCUUGCGAACGAGAAGAAAGAGAACCAGUCACUGCGCAAAAGACUCCGGGAUCUCGAGAGGAGACUGAAAGCACAGGACGAUGGGGCGACCAGCAGAGAAACAAUCAGUGGGGACGAGGAAGACAGAAGCGACGGUGAUGUGUCGAGAUCUGCACUCGAAGAGGAGAUCGAAUUCCUCCGAGAACGUCUCGAGACAACAGAAACGACGAUCGAACAGUGGAGGGAAGAAGCGCUCCAGAAGGAGGCCGACAACAGACGUAUGGCCGAUUAUAUUAGGACUAUGAAUGAAAAGGGUGUCGUGGAUGAAUCGGCAGGUGUCAGCGAGGCUAUCAACAUGUGGAAGGAAGAUUUCGAAAACGAACGCCUCCGACGCGAACAGGCGGAAGGUCGGUUCGCGCAGGCCGAAGCUGAGCGCGAUCACCUUCAGAAAGAAGUGCAGCGCCUUCGUGAAGAGCAUUUCUCGCAACAAUCGCAUCACUCCACGACCAACAACCACAUCAAGCACGUUUAUAGCAAUCGACAUCUACGCUCGACGAUGACCACCCGCUCGAACGCCGGAUCGGACUUCAAUGAACAACAAGCUAUUUCUUCCAUGGGCGGCACUAGCGGUACGCUAGUAGAGCAUUUACAAGUUGACAACGAGAAGCUGCAGCGCGACCUCCAUGCGCAAGCAUCCAUGCUCACCUCUCGUAGCCGCGAGAAUCAACGAUUACGGGAGGAGAAUGAGGGUCUCAAACUUACCAUUCGAAGAGGCGACGUGCAGUCUAUUGCGGGGGACAGUAUCCUGGAGCGCUCAAUUUCCCGCAAUCAUCAACGCUCUGUUUCACGUGGCAGUAGAGAUACGCGGGCUACCCAGAUCAGCGAGCCUGUGCGCGAUCAAGAACGCGACGAUCUUGAAGCCAAGUGUGCGUCCCUCCGCGACGAACUCUCGCAGACGAAGCUCCAGUAUAAGGAGCUUGAUGAUCAGCUUGUCGGCCACCUUGACCUGCUCGAGCAGACCGAACUCAAGGUGCAAGAACUUCAAAGAGAGCUUGACGCUUCGACAGAGGAUCUACAAGCGCUGUCAAAUGAACGAGACGAGAUUCUUGAAGGCUUGCAAGAGAAGGAUCAGGAAUGCGAAGACGUCAGGCAACAGGCUCUAUCGACAAUCCAAAGGCUUGAAGCCGAGAUUGAGCAGAAGGAACUGGAGUGCAAUCGUCUUCUGAUUGAACUUGAGAACAUCACGGAAGAUUUCAACGCUCUGCAGCACGAGAUGAAGAAUGUCAGCGAGAGCCUGAUGCAGCUUGAAGACGACCGGGACGCCAGCAUGCGCAAAAUCCAACACCUUGAGUCGGAGCUUGAUGACGCCAACCAAGAGCUGGUUAGGCAAGAUAAGCUUCUUUCCGACGAGAAGGCGAAGAACGAGAAGCUCGACAUACAGCUUGAAUCAUGCCAAGGCGAGAUUGACUUCCUACGUGAGGAACAAGAAGGCGACAAGAUCAAGAUUGGCGAGCUUGAGUCGACGCUGAAUGCAGCGCAGAUCACAAUACAAGACGAAAAGGAACGACAUCGUGAACUAGAAGAACGCAUUGCAGAAGAAAGACGUCAACGAGAGGUCCUGGAGAGUCAGGAAAAACAAGAGGUGGACAAGGUCAUCACUGAACUCAAUACACAGCUUGCGAAGCUCAAAGAAGAGAAUAGGAAACUCCGCAAAGGCCUCUCAAGUAAAGAAGUUGAAGCAGCUCAGUGGAAACAGCGGCUGGACGAGCUUGAGAGCAAUCUCCGGGAGGCCCUAGGUAACCUUAACGGUACCAGGGCUAGUUUGUUGAAAGACGUUCAGAAACUGCAGCGCGAUCUUGAAGAAACUCAGCAAGAACUUGACAAUUCACGGCAAGACCUGGCGGAGAAGGAUCGACUUCUUCGCAAUCGUGAUGCGUUAUUAGAGAGCACCGGUCUGGAAAGUCGUCGUCUCUCCGACAUGCUCGAGAAGGAGAGGCAAGCCCGCCGACAGGACCAGGCUUCUUUCGAGAAUGUCAAACGCGGGCAACAAUCCGUCACCCGAACCAUACAGCAACAUGAGACUCGGGUACUGGAGCUUGAAACGCUCCGCAGCCAGGACAGACAGAAGCUCCAUACUUUGGAGAAGAAAUACCGCGAAGAGCUGCUAGAACGGAACAACCUGCUUUAUGCUCUUUGGAACCGACUUUCGACUCUGUGUGGUGGAGAAUGGGCUCGCAACCACAGCCUCGUCAAUGGCGAAUUGCCGUCUAUGGAGGUAAUAUCAAAGAAUAUACAGGGGUUCAACAAGAACAUUAUCCUCGCUGUAAAGUACGUCGAGGGGAUUGUUGGUGGUUUCCGUCAGCGAAUCCGCAGUCUGGAUAAAGAUCUUACCCGCGAUUAUCAAACGCUCGAACACACUCUCGAUGUCAGAUUAAAACGCCUUGAUCAAGUCGAGAAGCUCGUGCGUGCGCAGCGAGACUCCAUCGGUCGGCCGAGCACUGUCCGUGGCGGUGUCGUCGAGCUCAACACGCAGGAGCUUAACAAACUCCGUCAGGAGAAUAAGACUCUCCGUACAGAGAUUCAGACCCUCCGCGCCAUACAAGUAACAACCCAGGUCUCACCUGGAGGCUCUCGUUCCAGCUCGCCCAACUCCAAGCGCGCCAGCGUAGCAGCCACACUGCUCCGCCACCAUUCCACAUCUGCGGUUGAAGGCAUCCAGAAGCAAACGCCAGACCACCCGUAUCCCCAAGCCGGGCCACUACAGCAUAACGAGCAGAAGUGGAUCCAUCGGCUUAAGGAGCUGGAGCGGCGCUUGAAGGCUGAGCGCGAAGCACGGCUGCUGGAUCGCAGCGGCGCGAGGAAGAGGCUGGAACAAAAAGUGGAGGAGAACGCGGAGCUCCGGGGUAUGCUUGAGCGGGAGCGAGAGCGGAGUGGUAGCGUCGUUCAGUCCAUGGCGGGCAGCGUGAGCGCAAGUCGGAGCAACCUCGGGGUAGAGGAGGAUCUGUAUUAGUAUUGCAUUGUAUGGGGCUUUUUGGGCGUCCUUGUGGGGUAAUGUCUAUGAGUAUGAGGCGCGUCGUCGUUAUCAUGUAUUAUCAUUUCUGUCAGGGAAGCGAGGAAGUCAAGGCGUAGGCUUUUCGGGCGCUUUAAAUGAUUCAAGAGACGGUUUGAGUGUUGUAGGAUUCAUGAACAGUACAAUGGGAUGGUUAUGAUGCAAGACCGGGCGUUGACAUAGGAAAGCACGUGGUGUUUUGUCACGGGAUAUCUACCGCCAAUGCAAGGGAACUUCGCUCUAGUUUUCGAGGACGUCGAAACCUAUCACACAUCAAUUACUCACCCACUUAACCUAUCAACUGCAUUGCUUGGCUUCCUUUCCUGUUCUACAAUAGUUCUUCU